GCGACUAGCAUAGUUUGAACUUAAGCGCCCGUACACAUAUUUGCAAGAGACAACUCCUCGCUAAUGGGACGUUACUCAACAGCAGCAACAAUAUUUCGAGUUUUAUCGAACCUGGAUUGGAAGUUUAUCAAGGGGGAAGUGUUGUAGUGUGUGGACAGCCCAGCUGCAGCAUGUUGGAGUCAGCAUACAGAGAUGACUUCUGCAGUGUGGAGUCGAAGAAGGGGCUGGAUGCCAAGCGUUUACCCCAGAAGAGGGAGCGGAGCUUCACAGACCUGGAGAGCAGCCUGACCGUGGGCCAGUAUGUCCUGUGUCGCUGGUCUGAUGGCCUAUACUACCUGGGGAAGAUCCAGAGAGUGAGUACCUCCAAGCAGAGCUGCUUUGUCACUUUUGAAGAUAAUUCAAAAUUCUGGGUUCUCUGGAAAGACAUCCAACAUGCUGGAGUUCCGGGGGAGGAACCCAAAUGCUCGGUUUGUUCUGAAAUGGUGCUGGUGUCUGACAAUGAGAUCCUGAUAUGUGGGAAAUGUGGAAUAGGUUACCACCAGCAGUGCCACCUGCCAGAGGUGGAGAGCUCAAUGGAUUUGUCACCAUGGUUUUGCAGGAAGUGCAUCUUUGCUUUAGCUGUGCGGAAAGGGGGAGCUCUCAAAAAGGGCGCUAUAGCAAAAGCACUGCAGGCCAUGAAGCAGGUGCUUACCUACAACCCAGAAGAGCUGGAGUGGGAUUCUCAGCACCGCACAAAUCACCAACAGUGUUAUUGCUACUGUGGAGGACCUGGAGAGUGGUACUUGAAGAUGCUGCAGUGUUUUCGGUGUCAACAGUGGUUCCAUGAGGCCUGUAUCCAGUGCCUACAGGAGUCCAUGAUGUUUGGAGAUAGGUUUUACUUGUUCAUCUGUUCCGUGUGUAAUAAAGGACUGGAGUACAUUAAGCGCCUGGCUCUCCGAUGGGUGGACGUGGUGCACUUGGCACUUUACAACCUGGGAGUCCAGAGUAAGAAGAAGUACUUUGAGCUGGAGGAGAUCCUUAACUUUGUCAGCAUCAACUGGGAGCAUUUCCAUUUGGGCAAGCUCUCCAAUACUCCUCCAACAGAAAGAGGCCAAUAUCUCCUUGAUGCUCUGAACAACUACAAGAGCAAGUUUCUCUGUGGGAAGGAGAUCAAGAAGAGGAAAUGCAUCUUCCGCCUGAGGACACGCGUUCCACCCAACCCUCCCUCCAAACUCUUUCCCGAGAGGGCCCAAAACGAGGGAUGGAGAGGACGAAAGAAAGGCGCAGACAGGAACAGCUCUCUCCCGGCAGAGAAGAGGAGGAAGAAAAGGUCGAAAUGGCUGCUGGAGGACGCCAUUCCCAAUAAUGACCCGACCUCAGCCUGGAGCACCAACCAUCAUAUGGCCAACAUCUUUGACUUCACAUUGGACGAGUUACAAAGCCUCAAAAGCACUAGCUCGGGACGGACCUUCAGUCUUGACCUGGACUCCACAGACGCUGCCAGCACCUCUGGGUCCGCCACCACCAGUGUCUCCUACGACUUCAGGAAGAAUGUUGGCAGUCGUAAGAGGAAGCUGCCCACCUCUAACUAUACGGUGCUGGCCACUAAGAAGGAGGUGGUGGAGAGCGAGCUGAGCCCCAUGGAGCUGAGCCUACCAGGAGAGGAGGCUGCCUCCGCGAUGCUGGACAACGCGAUCGACAGCCACACCUUUGACAGCAUCAGCGAGGAUGACUCCUCCCUCUCCCACCUCAAGUCGUCCAUCACCAACUACUUUGGGGCGGCGGGGCGGCUCACCUGCGGAGAGAAGUACCAGGUGCUGGCCCGCCGGGUCACUCCGGAGGGGAAGGUGCAGUAUCUGGUGGAGUGGGAGGGCACCACUCCCUACUGACCUAGCCGGCCAGACUGGCUGGCUGCUGCAGUAAGGAGGUGUCGCAGAGGAAGGGGGAGUAAUAGGCAAGAUCGGCCUAGCAAGGCCUACAUGGUUGUACUCGUUUAUUUUUCUCCUGUUACUUUUUCUUGCUCUACAGUACUAUCUUUAUUUCAGUAUAUAAUAUUAUUUUGGGUAUAUUGAACCAAUUUGGUAGCGUCUUCUUGAGCAUCUUGAAAAGUAACAAAGCCUGAAGAACUGUGUGCCGGAUGCUAGUUUGAGUAGGUUUGUGAUGGUAAAGAUAACGAAAGAGUUGGCUCAGAGUUCCAAGAAAGAACAAUACCACUGAUUCUAAAGGAUGGGAGCAAAACUGUCGGAAGAGCACUACUAAAAUGGGCUCUGUGUCCCUAAAUUCAACAAUAUUCUGCUCUAUUAAUAGUUUGUCACGGUAUUUUUUUUAACUUUCUGUUUAGAAUUGUUUCACAAUAACAGCAAUAUGCCAUAUCUAAGCCACAUUUACAGUGCCUUCAGAAAGUAUUCAUGCCCCUUGACUUAUUCCACAUUUUGUUCUGUUACAGCCUGAAUUCAAUGGAUUAAAUGGAUUGUUUCCACCCAUCUAUACACAUACCCCAUGUACACACACUACCCCAUUUUGCAAAUGUAGGGAAAAUGAUAUACAGAACUAUCUAAUUCACGUAAGUAUUCACAGCCCUGAGUCAAUACUUUGUAGAAGCACCUUUGGCAGCGAUUACAGCUGUGAGUCUUUCUGG
Molecule: messenger RNA, 2617 nt
Organism: Salvelinus namaycush (lake trout)
Lineage: Eukaryota; Metazoa; Chordata; Actinopteri; Salmoniformes; Salmonidae
Product: PHD finger protein 19-like
Exons: 15
Coding region: 171-1868 (565 amino acids)
Biological process (GO): regulation of DNA-templated transcription; chromatin organization
Cellular component (GO): nucleus
Molecular function (GO): DNA binding; chromatin binding
Source: RefSeq, a predicted model, not a curated record